AUGGCUGACGUCUCUCCCAAUCCCAUCCCCUUCUCCGAGCCCCCGUAUUUGCGGGGGCUCCCAUCCCCAUACUACACCGCCAGUCAUCGUCGAUUCCAGAAAGCUUGCCGCGCAUUCGUAUGGGAGAACCUCCUCAGCCAUGCUAUGGAGUGGGAGAAGGCGGGUACAGUGCCGGAACAUGUUUUCAAGGAUUUCUGCAAGCAUAACAUGUUGCUGCCGAAUCUGCCCGCCCCGUUGCCCGUGGACUGGCUGAAGAAACUGGGAAUUCAUGAUAUUCUGGGAGUGAAGGUCGAGGAAUGGGAUUAUUUACAUACGGGAAUCUACUGCGACGAGUUGGCCCGGUCGGGUUUGGCUGGACCAGGGGCCUCAUUGAGCGCUGGUUUCGCUUUUGGCAUUCCGCCGAUCAUCAAGUACGGUAGCAAGGAGCUACAAGAACGUUUUCUUCCUGAUCUCCUCACAGGAAGGAAACGUGGCUGCAUUGCCAUCACGGAGCCAGAAGCCGGAAGCGAUGUCGCCAAUAUCACCACCACUGCCACGAAGACUCCAGAUGGAAAGUACUACAUCAUCAAUGGGGCAAAGAAAUGGAUUACAAACGGAAUCUGGUCCGAUUAUACCACCAUGGCUGUCCGCACAGGUGGGCCCGGAGCCGCCGGUCUCUCGGUCAUUCUCGUGCCUCUCAAAGGGCACCCCGGCGUCACCAUGCGUCGACUCAAGGUCUCUGGCCAGAUCACCGGUGGAACGACAUACAUCGAGCUCGACGAUGUCAAAGUCCCCGUGGGCAACCUGAUCGGCCGCGAAGGCGACGGCAUGCGCAUCAUCAUGACCAACUUCAACCAUGAACGCCUGACGAUCGCGGUCGGCGUCACCCGCCAGGCCCGUGUCGCCCUCGCUUCCGCCUUCCAGUACACGAUGAAGCGCGAGGCGUUCGGCAAGACACUGAUGGAUCAACCCGUGGUGAGGCACCGGCUGGCAAAAGCGGGCGCGGAACUCGAGACGAUGUGGGCGUGGGUGGAGCAGAUCUUGUACCAGUUGUGUCAUCUCAGCAAAGAGGAAGCCGAUCAACAGCUGGGAGGGAUCACGGCGCUGGCCAAGGCCAAGGCGGCUAUGGUGCUGAAUGAAUGUGCACAGUGUGCGGUCUUGUUAUUUGGUGGUGCUGGGUAUACUGCUAGUGGACAGGGAGAGUUGGUUGAGGCGAUUCUGCGAGAUGUUCCCGGAGCUCGCAUACCAGGUGGAUCAGAGGACGUCCUUCUGGAUCUGGCCGUGCGACAACUGGUCAAGAUUUAUCAAGCAGGAGAGAAGAAGCUCGCAAAACAGGCAAAGAUCUUAGAACUUCCUCCCUCACCUGAUGCCCUGAGUCGGUUGGACAGUGAAGACAUCCAAAACCUGGCAUUGCACCUAGUCUCUGUGCUACGAAGCUUGCCAGAUCUGCGAAAGCGACCGUCCGUGAACAGUCGCAGGAACCUAUUGAGCGAUGUCUUAAGACUUCAUUCUGCGAUCAGCACCGACGACUUUGAGACCUAUCAGCUAAUCCCACUGCUUACUACCGUUGUUAAAGAAGAGUCCGACCAUCAAAUUUGGAGCUGGAGCGAAACCUUUGCCGUCCUUGCCGAAUCCACCCCUCCUCCUAAACGUCUCCCCUUCCUCGACCAAACACCAUUUCUCCAUACCACGAGUAGCUUCGUGAAUUCCUUCGAGCAGCGGAAGCACAUAGAUGCCGUUUUAAAGGAGGAGCUCGGGUCAACCUACAUCGGUGUGCAAGGGUUCUAUGAGGCGUAUUUUUCUAGUAUCGAGGGUUUGGAACCAUCCGGUGCUGCCUUAUUUCAAAGAUGCCUUAUGCUCUGGGUGGCCGUCCAGCUAACUAGCUAA
Molecule: messenger RNA, 1866 nt
Organism: Aspergillus lentulus
Lineage: Eukaryota; Fungi; Ascomycota; Eurotiomycetes; Eurotiales; Aspergillaceae
Product: acyl-CoA dehydrogenase family protein
Biological process (GO): fatty acid beta-oxidation using acyl-CoA dehydrogenase
Cellular component (GO): cytoplasm
Molecular function (GO): flavin adenine dinucleotide binding; acyl-CoA dehydrogenase activity
Source: RefSeq, a predicted model, not a curated record